Messenger RNA from Asparagus officinalis (garden asparagus), 655 nucleotides. Its product is annotated as 60S ribosomal protein L36a-like. The record is from RefSeq and is a predicted model, not a curated record. The transcript has 4 exons. Gene Ontology annotation, biological process: translation. Gene Ontology annotation, cellular component: ribosome; cytosolic large ribosomal subunit. Bases 121 to 438 code for a protein of 105 amino acids. Gene Ontology annotation, molecular function: structural constituent of ribosome. NCBI's taxonomy places the organism in Eukaryota, Viridiplantae, Streptophyta, Magnoliopsida, Asparagales, Asparagaceae.
AUUUUGCAUAAAGCCCUAGACCUGAAAAAAAAAAAAAUCGAAUCUUUGAGCUAUCGUGUGAUCUUUGUCUUUCGGUGGCGAGGGAGAGAAGCAGCGGCUCCUUUCUCCAAUCCCUCGACCAUGGUGAACGUUCCGAAAACAAAGAAGACCUACUGCAAGAACAAGGCCUGCAAGAAACACACCCUUCACAAGGUUACCCAGUACAAGAAGGGCAAAGACAGUAUUUCUGCACAAGGAAAGCGCCGUUAUGACAGGAAACAAUCUGGUUAUGGUGGACAAACCAAGCCUGUUUUCCACAAAAAAGCCAAAACUACCAAGAAGAUUGUGCUGAAGCUGCAAUGUCAGAGCUGCAAACAUUUCUCUCAGCACGCAAUAAAGAGGUGCAAACAUUUUGAGAUUGGCGGAGACAAGAAGGGGAAGGGAACAUCUCUUUUCUAGUUUUGCUUUCCUGCUGUUUGAGGGCUUGGUUCAAUUUCAUUCAGAAGUGGACCUGCUGGAAGUGUCAUUUUGCUUACCUAUUUUGCUUAUUAGGGACCAAGUGACUUAUCAGUAUAUUUUGUGAUUUCAUAUUGACUGUGAAGUUAUGUAGUAAGAUGCUUUUAUGAAUAUUUUCUCUUCGGUAAUAUAAAGAUGGAACAUGUUAUCUCAUUUACUA